GCUGGAUCCAUUUUAGCCCCUAUUGUCUAUUGACAUUAGCCGUCCCAGCUUCUACUUGAGGUCCAUCUUCUUUUUUUCUAGCAGAUUGUAUACCUCAUCUCUUCCCAAGAAACAAGCAGACCCUCCUCGUCCAAGAGAUAUCCAGUAGCUGAUUCACGGCAGCUCUCGACACCUACCCUUUUCCGUCUUCAACCAUAUUGACCCUCACCAUGCUGGCACUUCCUUUCUCGCUCUUUCCUCUCACAGCAACCUUGGUUGCCGCUGUCCCGACACCGCCCCAAUUGACAUUUUUAUACAGCGUCAACCUCACAUUCGCACCGCCAGUCAGCAUCGGCGCUGUACCUUACGGGACUCGAGAUCUCUUGCCGAUCUCAGGGGGAUCUUUUUCUGGCCCAAAGCUUAGCGGAAAGGUUCUGACGGGCCUCGAUUGGGGACUCACAGACCGGCAGGGCGUCUUCAGCCCGGACGCACUUUACACUCUGCACACCGACGACAACGCUACGGUCCUCGUCUUUGAGAAAGGCCACGCGCCCCACGUGCACAUCCUUUUUGAGACUGCGAGUUCCCAAUAUGCGUGGCUGAACAGCGCGGUUGCCUACGCAACGGGUGGCCCGAACGACGCUGGCGUUGCCUUGGACGUUUGGCAGGUGAGUUCAGACUGUGUUUUCUUGCUCCCAGUUGCGUUUGGCUCAGCUAUGGUAUGGCGGCAGCGUCGGUUACAUGGACUGACGGUUGUGUAG
Molecule: messenger RNA, 740 nt
Organism: Canariomyces notabilis
Lineage: Eukaryota; Fungi; Ascomycota; Sordariomycetes; Sordariales; Chaetomiaceae
Exons: 2
Coding region: 210-740 (176 amino acids)
Source: RefSeq, a predicted model, not a curated record